UCCGGGCUGGGCCUGCAGGGCCUUGGGCGGGGGGCGCUCCGUGCUAGGCCCGGGACGGGCGCCGCUGCCGCUUCUCUCCGGGACCCCGGGGCCCGAGACCGGACGCCCGGACCCCGCAGCCCGCGGCUUCCCGGCGCCGGGACCACGGCGCACGGCCUCCUGGAGCGGCUCCAGCGUGCGGCCCCGACCCCGGGGCGGCGCUGCUCUGGCCGGGACGCGGCCCACGGAGGCCUCGGGCGGAGGAGGCUGGAAAAGAGGCCAGGCGGCGGGAAAGGGGGAUGAUUCAUCCCCGGGAGCCCGAAUCGGAAACACCGCAAUCUGGGAACAGCCUUGCCUGGGCCGGCGAGAGAUCCAGGAGAGUCCGUCCGGCGAGGACCUGCGUCCGGCAACUGGCAGUCCCCUGCCUCCAGCCCCGGCCCUAGCUCGGCCGUGGGGGUGGGGGGGAGGGAGGGGGAGGCCUCUUCUGGAGGAGUGGAGAAGAAUCCUGGACAAAGUCCGCCGCUGCCUCCUCUGCUCUGACUGGCUGGUCUCGUCCAGAGCGGUUUUUCCCAGAGUCUAGCUCAAGUCUCUCCUGCUGCAGCUCCAGUGUUGGCUGAGGAAGUCUGCAAGGAGGGGGCGAGCAAGGAGAAGCCGGAGUCAGAGACACCUCCGCCGGCCCUCGCUGCGAGCGCCCGGACGACCGCGCGAUGACGGCCGGGAGCCCCGGAGACGGCGGCGCGCGCAGGAGCCCCGAGGGCCGCGUCUCGCGCCUGGGCCGCCGCUUGGGCCGGCGCCGGCGGCCGCGCUCCCCGCCAGAGCCGCUGCGGGUGCGGGCGCGGCUGCGGCUGCGCUCGCCGUCGGGGGCGUUCGCGGCGCUGGGCGCGCUCGUGGUGCUGGUGGGCAUGGGCAUCGCCGUGGCGGGCUACUGGCCCGGCCGCGCCUCCCACGCCCACGCCCCGAGGACCGGCCGCGCGCACGGGCCGCACGAGCGCCUGCGGCUGCUGGGGCCGGUAAUCAUGGGCGUCGGCCUGUUCGUGUUCAUCUGUGCCAACACGUUGCUCUACGAGAACCGCGACCUGGAGACCCGGCGUCUCCGCAGGGGCGCGCUGAGGGCGCAGGCACUGCGGCCACCCGACGGCCCCAGCUGGGACGCUCUGCUGCCCAGUCCCGCGCACGGGUCCCCGGGCGCCGUCGUGGAACCUGAGACUUGGGACCUGGCCCCAAGGAGGGGCCCCUCGCCCGUCCCGUCGGUGCGCAGCUUGCGGUCUGAACCUGCCAACCCUCGCUCGGGGCUACCUGCCCUGCUCCACAGCUACCCGUUGAAGGGCCCGGGGCUGCCACCACCCUGGGGUCCUCGGACUCAGACUGGACACGUGAUCAUCACGGUGCAGCCCUCCGGUUCCUGCAUCGAGCACUCCAAGUCUCUGGACCUGGGCCUGGGGGAGCUUCUCCUGGGGGCCCCAGCAGCUCGGGACUGUGCCCACCGAAGCUGGCCACGGCUGGACCGACUCAGUUUGGGGGGCUAUGCCAAAUUAGGAGGGGAUUUGGGGGCCCGGGUCUGAGGUGCAGGUAUAACCUGCUGUGAGGCUACCAGUGUGGACCAUGGGGCCGGGACACAGAAGUCCAGUGCCCAGUUCCAGUCACCUCCGAGGCUAGGAUGGAUGCUGUGGUGGCAGCAGCCGCUAAGGCUCCUGACCUGCAUGUAAGGCAGUGCCAGCUGCACCAAACGAGCUUCAGGGGCAUGUGUUAAUGUGGACACCAGCAUGAUUCAGCCUCAGGAAUUUCUUCAGCCCAUGUGGCCUUAGCCCAGGACCGGCACCUGAAGGGCUGCAGGGUAUGUCAAAAGCAUCCUGAGAUGCUCGGGGCACCUUGGCAAACAAGCAGUAGGUUGGGAUGUCCCAGGCCGGGACAGGCUCCCUCCAAGAUGGCAGUCUAAGAUGGCGGAAAUGGGACCACCAGGGAAGGUGGAUAAGGAGGUGGAAUGAGAACCUCUGCAGCUGUCUGGGGCAGUGACCACACCUCGAACUGCCACCACCUCAGGUCCAUUCUUCCUGCUGCCAAGCGGGCUCUGUCCCGGCAGGGCUAACUACUGCCAGAGCCCUGACCUGGGACCAGACUGCGCCCCUGGAGGUAGGCCUGUGCCCAGAGCCUCCCCCAGCUGGCAGAGGCACCCUCCAGUUCUCAGCGCUUCCUUUCCACUGCAUCCUGACCAGUGUGGGUAGCUUACUGUACACGGUGGCAGCUUCCCUUCCCGUCCCCCUUCCCAGGUUUAAUUUCCCCACGCUUUUGUUAGAAGAAAACUUUAAAAGUGGAUCAAUCCUCAUAGUCAGGUCUUUUUUUUUUUUUAAGUUUAUUGAAAAAUGCCAUACAAGAAGCAAGACCAAACACUUACCUAAACACUACAGCCACAUCUGUCACUACGAAAGGCAAGGCGCAGACAGCAGGCCCAGUUACUGCCUAUCUCACCUAAGGGGUGUCCAGUUGGACUCUGCCGGCAUAGUUCCUAUUUUGUCAAAUGUAAACAACUACUUGAUAUGAUUCAUAAUUUUUUUAAAAAUUUACAAAGCUCCUUCAUUUUUGUCAUGAAAAUAAUAUAUCUGAGAGAGAUUUGUAAAAACAACCAGCCUGGGGCUGAUAUUUCCCGUGAGCAUUGGGGAUGCUGGCCAGGCCGUGGCUCCACCUCCGUUUCUCAAAAUGGGCCAGGGCCCCUAGACCCCAGAAUAUACUGCUGGCCUGGGGGAGGGCUCCCAGAGUCAGCCUCCUUGGGCCCUCAGUUUAGGAAUAUAGGGCUUGCUUUGUGGGUGGGUGGCAGAGAUCUCAUGUGGUUUGAGGGAAAUCUACUUCUGAAGUAAAAAUAAAACUGCAGUUGGGAUUGUUA
Molecule: messenger RNA, 2857 nt
Organism: Arvicanthis niloticus (Nile rat)
Lineage: Eukaryota; Metazoa; Chordata; Mammalia; Rodentia; Muridae
Gene: Tmem200b
Product: transmembrane protein 200B
Source: RefSeq, a predicted model, not a curated record